Messenger RNA from Metarhizium robertsii ARSEF 23, 354 nucleotides. Its product is annotated as Acyl-CoA-binding protein, ACBP. The record is from RefSeq and is a predicted model, not a curated record. Gene Ontology annotation, biological process: fatty acid metabolic process. Gene Ontology annotation, molecular function: long-chain fatty acyl-CoA binding. The coding region runs from base 1 to 354 and encodes 117 amino acids. NCBI's taxonomy places the organism in Eukaryota, Fungi, Ascomycota, Sordariomycetes, Hypocreales, Clavicipitaceae. The transcript has 3 exons.
AUGUCGGCCAAAACUAGCAACCCGGUCUUCAAUAACGCGGCCAAUGAGGAGGUCCAAAAGCUGCCGGGGAUGGGAAUAAACCUUUCAAACGACCAGUUACUUGAACUCUACGGCUACUACAAGAUCGCUACUGGCUGCGACAUUACCAAAGAGCCUGCCCCUGGCAUGUUUGACAUUCGCUAUUCCUGUCUUUCCCAAGCUUUGGUUGCUAACGUUUGUUUUGCCGAGCAGCGGAAGGAGAAGUGGAGGAGCUGGAAGGCUAAAGUCGACGAGGGAAAGACCGCAGAGCAAGCUCAGGAGAAGUACAUUCAGCUCGUGGAGGAGUACAAGAAAGGGAAGAAAUCUGGCCAGUAA